This is a messenger RNA of Aspergillus sclerotioniger CBS 115572, 803 nucleotides long. Its product is annotated as MGR2/ROMO1 family protein. The transcript is spliced from 5 exons. Gene Ontology annotation, biological process: protein insertion into mitochondrial inner membrane; protein import into mitochondrial matrix. The coding region runs from base 63 to 389 and encodes 108 amino acids. NCBI's taxonomy places the organism in Eukaryota, Fungi, Ascomycota, Eurotiomycetes, Eurotiales, Aspergillaceae. Gene Ontology annotation, cellular component: TIM23 mitochondrial import inner membrane translocase complex. The record is from RefSeq and is a predicted model, not a curated record.
CUGGUGUUUGUGCUGUCAAGCCUCCUACACUCUCUGUAUUUGUAUUUGUUAUUGUGUCAAAAAUGCCCGUCGUUGCUGGUCCUCCUCAAGGGCAUGGCCCCUCCACGUUCGAGAAGAUGAAGAUGGGUGCUUUGAUGGGCUCCACUGUGGGAGGUAUCAUGGGCUUCAUCAUCGGAACUGUAACCGUCUUCCAAUAUGGUGCCGGACCUAACGGUGUCAUGCGCACCCUGGGUAAAUACAUGUUGGGUUCUGGUGCUACUUUCGGACUCUUCAUGUCCAUCGGCAGCGUCAUUCGUACCGAAGGUCCUCAUAACGAUGCCUGGCUCCGUGCCCGCGGUCCCCCCAUGAUGCUCCCCCGCCAGAGCCCUCUGCGCCCCAUGCGCGAGUAAGCGCUUUAUGAGAUGAUGGGAUCAUCAAAUUGGAGAUGUGGGCUUCGCGGAACGGAAGGGAAACUGUACGAUAGCAUAUCCUGGAUCAUGGAACAAUGGUUGGGGAGUUAAUCACCGAGGCAUCAAGACGAAGCAAAGCAGUGGUGACUGUAUAAUGUACAUAGGAGCUGCCCUUAGUCACCCGAUGCGAUGCAACGUAUCUGGGCGUCGUAACAAGGAUCCAUUGGGUUAAUCGUUAAUGGAUAUCAUGAAUGAUGAGCAGUCAUCCAUCAGAGUACAAUCGCUAAUAUUGAUGUGCGAACAAUCGCAGUGUUCAAGCGCAUGGAGUCAGGAUCAAUGAAUGGCAUCGGAAAACAAUUUGAUUAUGAAAAUCCUCACCAGCGCCAUUUUGCUAGUCACAAAGCCGAAAACCAG